CUCAACUAUGGCUUCCCUCUCGUAGUGAUGGAGGCGCAUCGUUGACAACAAAACAAAACUGUGACUUUACUCAUUUAUUUUUACACUGACACGAGUCGGAUUUACGAUGCAGAAGAUCAAGUCUCUUAUGGCCCGGCAGGGCCUGAAAAGCCCCCAAGAAAGCAUGGCAGACCUCAGUCCUGUGGAGAACCUGAGGAUCCCGAGCAAGGAGGAGUUGCGGGAGCUGAGGGAGCAGCCCAUAGACCCCCAGGCGGAGCAGGAGAUCAUCGACAGCAUCGAGGAGGUCUACUUCUCUAACGACUCCUUCGACAUGGUUCAGCACGAACUGGAGAAACUACCACCUGAGCUGAACCUGCAGGAGCUGGAAGAGUACAGAGAUAAGCUGAAGAGACAACAAGCUGCAGUUUCUAAAAAGGUCGCUGAUCUCAUUCUGGAGAAACAGCCCUCUUAUGUCAAGGAACUGGAGCGAGUGACGGCGUUACAGACCAACCUGCAGCUGGCAGCAGUCAUUUGCACUAAUGCAAGGAGGCAACUAAGUGUGGCAAAGGAGGGAUUCACAGAAGCCAGCUUGGGGCUAUUGGCCAAUCAGAGGCGUCGACAACUGCUGACAGGCCUGCUGAAGUCACUGAGGACCAUCAAGACGCUGCAAAGAACAGAUGUAAGACUCAGCGAGAUGCUUGAGGAGGAAGACUAUCCAGGUGCAAUCCAGCUCUGUCUGGAAUGUCAGAAGGCUGCCAGCACCUUCAAACACUACAGCUGCAUCAGCGAACUGAAUUCCAAACUACAAGACACUCUGGAGCAAAUAGAGGAGCAGCUCGAUGUCGCCCUGUCGAAGACUUGUAAGCACUUUGAUGUUUCGCACUACACCAAGGUCCAGCUGGCAUACACACUCCUGGGCAAGACACAGACUGCUAUGGACCAGCUACACAUGCACUUCACACAGGCCAUCCACAACACGGUGUUCCAAGUGGUGCUGGGAUAUGUGGAGCUGUGUGCCGGCAACGCUGAUACCAAGUUCCAGAAGAUGCAGUACAAGGACCUCUGCACGCACAUCACCCUGGACAGCUACAUCCCCUGCCUGACUGAUCUAUGCAAAGCAUUGUGGGAAGUGAUGCUGAGCUACCACCGCACCAUGCAGUGGCACGAGGAGCAUGACAAACAGGAGACCACCCCCGCCCCAGAUGACGCAGCAGAGUCCGAUGAGUCCGUGGUGGACCGCAGCUAUGUGAAGAAGAAGCUGGAGCAUGGGUUGACACGCAUCUGGCAGGACGUCCAGUUGAAAGUGAAGGCCUACAUCCUGGGGACAGACAUGUCCAACUUCAAAUACGACGAUUUCAUAGUGGUACUCGAUGUCAUCAGCAGGUUGAUGCAGGUGGGCGAGGAGUUCUGCGGCAGUAAGUCAGAGGUCCUGCAGGAGUCUAUCAAACGCCAGAGUGUCAACUAUUUUAAAAACUAUCACAGGGCACGACUGGAAGAGCUGAGGAUGUUUCUGGAAAAUGAGACGUGGGAACUUUGCCCUGUUAAGUCCAACUUUAACAUCGCCCAGCUCCAUGAGUUUAAGUUCAUGGGUCAGUGUCGUUCUCCGUCCGUUUCCCCAAGCAGACAGGCAGCCUCUUCGACCAGCCCGGCUCAGGAGGAGCUGUCUCUGUUCCAACAGUACCUUCAGGAAGGAAACCCCUUUGAGAUGCACGCUGAGCACAAAGAGGAGGAGACAGAGGAUGUGCUGGCAUCUAAUGGGUACGAGUCAGAUGAGCUGGAGAAGAGUGUGUAUCAAGAUUACGACAGUGACAGUGAUGUCCCCGAGGAGCUAAAGCAGGACUACGUUGAUGAGCAGACGGGCGAUGUCCCCCUCAAGAGCGUGUCCCGGGAGACCAUAAGAAGCAAGAAAAAGUCCGACUACAACCUUAACAAGACCAAUGCACCGAUCCUCACCAACACCACCCUCAACGUCAUCCGGCUUGUCGGGAAGUAUAUGCAGAUGAUGAACAUUCUGAAGCCCAUCGCCUUUGAUGUCAUCCACUGUGUGUCACAGCUCUUUGACUACUACCUGUAUGCUGUAUACACAUUCUUUGGACGCAAUGACAUGUAUGAGUCAUCGGGUCUGGGCCUUAUCAGCAGCAGACUGAGAACCACACUGAACCGGAUCCAGGAGAGCCUCAUUGACAUGGAGGCAGUGGGGGAGAAUGCAGGAGUCCACGGCACAGGAGAGGACAGGAAGGAAAAGGUGCCCAGCCCACAUCUUAGCCAACUGGUGGUCCUCACUAACAGCGGGACUCUUUAUGGGCUAGCGCAGAGGGUUGUGGCCACUGAGUCUCUAGUGUUUCUGGCUGAACAGUUUGAAUCCCUCCAGUCCCACCUGGACACCAUGAUGCCUGCAGCCAAGAAGCCCUUUCUGCAGCAGUUUUAUUCACAGACGGUGUCGACAGCCAGUGAACUUCGGAAACCCAUCUACUGGAUUGUUGCGGCCAAGGCCAUCGACUAUGAACAGAUGUUGCUCCUGAUGGCUGGAGUGAAAUGGGACAUUAGGGAGAUAAUGUCGCAGCAUAAUGUAUACGUGGACGUCCUGUUGAAGGAGUUUGAGCAAUUCAACAAGAGGCUGGGGGAUGUUUCCAGACAUGUGCGCAUCCCACUGCCUGUGUCCAACGUCCUGUGGGAGCACUGCAUCCGCCUGGCCAACAGGACUCUUGUGGAAGGUUAUGCUAAUGUAAAGAAAUGCAGCAAUGAGGGCCGGGCCCUGAUGCAGCUGGAUUUCCAACAGUUCCUCAUGAAGCUGGAGAAGCUGACUGACCUGCGGCCCAUCCCGGAUAAAGAGUUCGUGGAGACCUACAUCAAGGCCUAUUACCUGACAGAGAAUGACAUGGAGCAGUUUAUCAAGAACCACAGGGAAUACUCCAUGAAGCAGCUCGCCAACUUGGUGAACGUUUGUUUGGGUUCGCAUAUAAACAAGAAGGCUCGUCAGAAACUCCUGGCGGCCAUCGAUGACAUUGACAGACCCAAGAGAUAGGUCGACGAACGGGGCAGACUCUGAACGUAUCAAGCAGCCACAGAGACGGACACUCCAAACAGAGGAACUUCGGCAGUGGAGCUCCACUUAGAAUGUCUUCAUUUACAGUUUAAAGCGUUCAUGUUGUGGUGUGUUCGACGAGCUGUACAGCACAUGCAGUCGUAGAGCUACUGUGUGCAGCGAAAAAGCUCCAAUGUUAUCCAAAUGCUAAUUAUCUGUUAGUGUACAGCUCUGAUGUGGUCAAAAACAUAUAGUAUCUCAUGAUAUUCUGAUUAACAUAACUACUAACACUUUCACUCUCAAGCAUGCUGCAGUUACUCUCUGCAUUACAGUAGAUGUCCCAUAACGCAUGCCCUCGCAUUUCCAUUUAACAAACAUGCCGCUUAUGAAAUUUUCCUGCAAAUUGUCCGCAGUCAGUCAUCUCGAUCUCGUCAAUGACCGUGAGGAGCAGAUCUUGACUUCCACGUAAGCUACAAGUACAGGAUCUAACAGUGUAACGUGAAGUGUAGCUUGGCCAUGUGGUCGUGUUUCGCGAUCCAUCUGUUUUCACCAAAUGUGCUCAUUUUCCGAUAUGACUGCGACCUUGAGAUUACACGUGAUUUAUUAGUUGCUUUUGUUUGCAAUGUUGUAAAGUUUUGUGGUUAAAACGUCCUAAUUAUAGAUCCAAGAAGCGUCCUUAGUGGUUCUAAACCUCCAUUAUCUGAAUGCUCCCCCCUGAGAUACAGUGGAUCUGGGUUGUUGUUCAUUUUAAUCAUUCAUUGUGAAUUGUUCCAGCAGCCCAUAUGUUUGCUGUAUGAUUUCACUUCAGGGUCUUUGUUGUGCCUGACUAGUUUCUUUGUUUUGUUUAUUUGUUCACGAAUUACAUAAAUCUAAUAUAUGAUGAUUCUGAAAAUAAUAUAAAUUGCCGUAGUUAGCGUUACUAUAGAGUAUGUCUGCACUAGCCGCGCUCCUGUCUGUCUUUUAUCAUGUCUGAGGAGGAGUUUUUGAGCCAGUCUUUGAUUUCAGUCUGACUUUCUUGCUUUGUAGGUUUUUUCAGGCACUGAUUGUGUUAUUUCUGUCAACUACAAACGCUUUCCUCCAAAGCUUUAGAUUCAUAUACUGUCAGAAAGACAGGGAGGGGACAGGAAGUUACAGUUUUUGAUAUGGCUUCAAAUUUUGUGCGCAACUAUUCCAAGAAGAAUUCUGUAAAUGUGAAUGUUUUGAACAAUGUCUGUAUUUAUUUCUCGCUUUGUGUCUCGUUUGGGUUUUUAUAUGAUAACUGCUGGAAGUGUGCUCGUCAUUUAUCACCUCUCAGUAUCUUGUAACUUAUCAAAUGAAAACAAAUAUUUUAAAAAUUGUCAAAUUUUGUUGGGGGUCAAGUGCACUAUAGUGAAAAAAAAUCAGUAAUCGGUGUUGGAAGUGUAGGUUGAACCAAAAUGAUUCUAACAUAAUAAACACACUAACAAUGG
Messenger RNA from Epinephelus lanceolatus (giant grouper), 4452 nucleotides. RefSeq names its product VPS50 EARP/GARPII complex subunit (gene vps50). Gene Ontology annotation, cellular component: EARP complex. NCBI's taxonomy places the organism in Eukaryota, Metazoa, Chordata, Actinopteri, Perciformes, Serranidae. Gene Ontology annotation, molecular function: SNARE binding. The record is from RefSeq and is a predicted model, not a curated record. Gene Ontology annotation, biological process: endocytic recycling; retrograde transport, endosome to Golgi.